Messenger RNA from Drosophila obscura, 3705 nucleotides. RefSeq lists its product as uncharacterized. The transcript has 3 exons. The coding region runs from base 1051 to 3462 and encodes 803 amino acids. NCBI's taxonomy places the organism in Eukaryota, Metazoa, Arthropoda, Insecta, Diptera, Drosophilidae. The record is from RefSeq and is a predicted model, not a curated record.
ACAUCCACACACGCCACGCGCCCACACGCAUACGCAUACGUACAUGCAUAGGAAAGCGUUUCAUCAAAAUUGUGCCUUUUCUUUUCGUUGUUGUUAUCGAAUAUCGAUCAAAAUAUACAUACAUACAUGCAUAUACCUAUACGGGAACCAGUGCAGUUAUAGUCCGCACACAAGCACACACGCACACACACACACUCCCAAGCAUAUUGUGGCCCUCUGCCCAUUCACUGCCCUCCAAAGUAGGCAAUGGAUUCUUCAAUGGUAUUUGCCCCUUAAAAGUAGGCAAUGGUUUUUGCCGAUAGUCAAGCAAACUUCGCGACGCGUCUUAGCCUUAAAUGAAAUGCAAUUUGGUUGGUUUUUGCUUCGUUUGUGUGUGUCGUUCACAUCGGGUGGGGUGGGAUGGGGUGGGGUGGGGUUACCUUCAACAGAGAGAAACGUAGAAGAUCGAACGGGGCUGCAGGCGCGUAAAACAUGCAGGACAUCAUAUGCACACAGACACACACACGCAACAACACGAGUACAGCAACAACCAAUACAUACAUAUGUACAAUACUCCAGAGACAUCCAUCACAGAGAGCGUGAGAGAGAGAGAGAGACGAGACCCGACUAGAAGGGCCGCUAAUGUGACAAAAGCUAUCAUUAUGUACUAUCGUAUGUCAAAUGUAACUUGUUCAUCAGCAGAUGAAAUUACUCGACCCCCACACCCCUCACACACACCCACAAACAAACCAAAAAGAAACAAAACAAAAGAAAAAAAACACCCAUGAAAUAAACCGAAAUUAAUCUACGUAAUAUCAUACAGUAUCUAACUUUAUUUGUCGACUCUGGGGCACAAACUAAUAUUCAACAGAGAACGGAAACAAAAACGUUUCCAGAAGGCAUUGGAUCUGCAGUCAGUUUUUAGCCUUCAAGUUCAGUAGACAAUUCGGCUCCACCACACAUCAAAUCAAAUCAAAAACAACAAAACAAAAUUGUCAGCAAACAAAACUCAAUUUUUUCGAAAAAAGUGCAAAAUUUUCGGUUGAACUUUGAAACAAAUUAUUUGCAAAUAUGGCCACAAAGACUCUGAAGCUGGGACUGUUCAGUCAGAUUCAGCGAUCGUUUGGAUCGAGGCGCAUUCGACACUUCCACAAAUUCGCCUUGAAGCCCGACCGCCCGACCCCAGAGCGAUCCAACAACGAUGGACCCUUGCAGCGGGUUCUCAGGCAGAUCCAGAAGAGGCCAAGACCGGCCUAUCAUGCAGGACGGGAGAGCAAGCCCGAGGCGAAAGCGAAGCCACUUGCCCCACGCGCAACGGCAUCAAACCACUCCAUAACGCCCUGUGUGCCACAAAUACUGAGAAGUGCAUCGAAGACAAUGCUCGCUGCAUCGCGGGUGCCAGCAAGCGAGCGUUCAAUCAGGCAGCGGCAGCGGCAGCAACAGCAACAGCAACAGCGAGAGGCGCCACGGGCCAGCGACUCUUCAACCACAUUGUGUGCGGCCCCGUCCACAAUUGCCCUGCGCACGUGCUCCUCCACCAUGCGGCGAGUUGUGACUACGCUGAAUGCCGGCGACAUGCAGGCCACACGCGCGAAGCUCAUGCGCAAGCUGCGCAGAAAGGAGCAGCGCCAGAGCGUGCCCCUCGAGAGCUCAGUGAGUGCCAUUCGCAUAAACAUACCGGAAAAUGCCGGCAAGAGGUCCUACCGUCGCAUUCGAGUGCAGUCGUCCAGACCGCAGCUGAACGUCGAUCGUUCUCCGAGCAACGUCAAGCUCUUUGGCUCGAACAGUCAGCCGUCGGUCAAGGCGUCCCAAUCGAGGACGUUCUCGGUUAAGCCACCGCCACCACCACCGUCAGCGCCAGCGCCAGCGCCAGCAAAGCGCUUUCAAAAGGAUCUGGCCGGCGAGCCAGGUGUGGAUGUGAAGUCAGCAGUCGAGUGGUUCGAGAGGAUCGACAACAAAAAUAUCAAACUGGACAAUAACACCCGACAGCAGCUAACCGCCAGGAAGCCAGCCAAGAGGAGUGCAUCGGGCAGCGGGCCAAGUCCCCUGAAGAAGGUGCCUUCCACGGAGAGACGCGUCCAAAACAUAACCGUUCGGGCACCCAAGCAUUCCAGAUCCAUAUCGCUGUACAGUGUGAACCCAAACAGGCAAUCAACCUCCGGACUGUCUUCCGAGGCCAGCGAGCGUUCUGCUCCCUUCGGGCCCUGGCUGCGAACGGCUUCGCAAAUGGAGGGCAAAGCCAAAGAUGAUGGCAAGAAAACACAGCACAAGCCCGCCAGCCUGCUGCUCAAGUUGCUCUCAAAAAAACCCAAUGAAGCUGAACCUGAGCCUAAGCCUGAGUCCAAGCUGCGCCGCAAUCAAGCUGCAAAUGUACAAAAAUGCAGGGAGAGGCCUGCGUGCAAUUACGAAAAGAAUACGAGUGAAGCAACAUGUCUGGCAAUGCCGCACAGACACAGCCCUGGGGAUCUGUUGAUCGAAGGAAGUCGUGCGAAUGAUCCCCUUGGAUCGGCCAAACUGCCUGCCAACGGCAACGGACUGGAUGCGACUGAGUCCGGCUAUCAGAUGACGGUCAAAACCUUUGUCGAUUACUCCUACCUAACACGCGAGGGGCUGUCAAAGCUAUUCCGCCCGAAUGUCUCACCCAAUGCGGAUGGCCUGGCCACGCGGCUCGGCAACGGUUGGAAAAAAUAUCAAAAUACGGCUGCGGAGCAACUGGCAAACCUGCAAGAAGAACAGGAACACGAACACGAACAUGUGCGACCCAAGCUGCAAGAUACUCCUGCAAUAUUUGCGAAAGUCUAUCUGCAGAACGAGGGCAAAGGGCAGUCCCCACUGCGGAUGGAGGAAGAAGCUGCCUUUGAGUCGGAAGCUCAGACGAAUCUAGCAACAGUCAGCAACGGCAGCCAGGAUCCGCAUAUGAAUAUGGCAGAGUUUUUCAGUCCUAGCACACACGAGCAACAGGACUCAGUGCAGACCGAACCGAUGAAGAUGCCCACCAAGGAAUUGCCCGGCAAGGACGCCUUUCAGCAUGACACUCAAGCAGAAUUUGAGCUGGCAGAAUGUCUCGAAAUAGAAUCAAACACGCCGCAGAUUGAGCAAGGAAUUGCUGCCGAUAAAGUGGCCACUGCCCUCGAGCAAGAUUCUUCUGCCGCUGUGGCAGUUCCACCGCUGCCUGCCGCAGAGGAAGCCAAGCCACAGGAGACGCUGGAGUCAAUGGCUGAUACCCAUGCCGAUGCCAAUGCCAAUGCCGAUGCCGAUGCCGAUGCCUCUGUAUACUUUGUCACCUACCGCUCAAAGUUGCCUGGCAAUCGCAUGAAACUCUUUGAUGCUGCUGAAAAAACACCAAACAAAGUCUGGUCGAAGGUGGCUGCAAACGAGGCUGAGCAAGGCGCCAAUCAGCCCUGCUAUAACAUGGAAGUCCGAUCCACGCUCAGAGCGAACGUGGAGGAUAAUGUUGAAUCCGAAACCCACCAACACAACUAAGCUUUAACCCUACUCAGCUGACCACUGGAUAUGCUGAAGAAACCCAAGAGCAGUUGUCCUUCAUUACAAUAUUUAGAAAUUAAUUGUCAGUCUGUGGAUUGAAACCGAACAGCAAGGAUCCGUCCUGCUUGGAGCACAAAUUUUGCCAUUGUACACAUAAAACUGCCAUUGAUGUGCAUUUUAAUGCUGCUGCACUUUUGGGCAUUUAAUACUCAAAAAAUAAAAAGAAUACAAUAGAAAAGA